AAGCAGUCGUUCAUAUUGUCGAGUGUUCGAAGACAUCUAACAAUAAUGCCGCAAAUUGCGCACUCGCGUUUAAAAUUGAUAAAUAUGAGGUUGUUGCUAAUGGGAUUCUUCUGUGAGCGGUCUUCGUUAACAGGUGAAAUUCAUUUGUUGCAUACAACAAGCUGUAUGUACCUGAAUGAUUUGUUUGAUUGAAGUCGAGGGAGUUCAAUUUGACAUCAAAGGAUCCCAUCACGCUAUAUAUCGGUAUACAUGGUCUACCUUUCAUAAAUUGGAUUGUCAAUGCCAGGAAAAAAAAUGUAGCUCUUUUCACGAUACAACCGAGAAUACGUCCUCUAUCUCAAACAUAACUUAAAAUAAGGACCGGGAUUUAAUAAGUUGGAAGCCAAAAUUAAAAAAGCCACAAGCAAAUUCAGGCUUAGAGGGGUGUUUACUUGUAAUUUUUAAUUUUUCCAUAGAGGACAGGAAAUUAAAUUUCGAAGUGCACACAAGUUUAGUACAGGUGCGUCUCCUAAGAAUUCCGCUCUGACUAGUUUUCCCGAGAAUGAAUCAGCAUGGGAUCCGGUUUUUCUUUCCAUAAUCACCAAAAUACAACUGAGACCUAGGAUUAUUAAAUUUUUACCUAAAGAGAAACAUGCAAGGGCGUCCAUGUACGAAAUCUCUUAAACAUUGUAAAUUGCAUUUUCCAAAACUGCAGAAAAAAACAAAUAAAACGCCAGAAGGUAUUUGCUUUUAAAGCUUUUAUUUGAAAGGCCAGACAACAGAGUAGAAAAAAAAAAGAAAGUUUGAUUUUACAACUUGAUCGACCCACGAAUAGACACAAAGAACCGACAGAGCCGAAACCGAAAAGCAAACGCGGCGUUUGAAACAAUUUUCUCAGUUAAGGCCAUUCUAAAAAUGAAUUAUGUUAUGUUUCCGCUCAGUCGACAGAGGGUACGGUACCCCUGUUUUUUAAAAAAGUAAUUACGUAAACAUCGCCAGAUUCAUUGCUUCCUCUCUUCAUUUUCGUCUGUUUUAAUGGUAUGGUACAUACUAACGUGAAUUAGCACCCUCGUGAACCAUGAGUAUAAUUUUUCAUUCCUUUCUCGUUUCCCUGAACAAUUGAAACAGUUUCAUGACAAUAGGUUUGUGCCUUACAAACAACCUGUUAAUUGAAAUAGCCUAUUUGACACUUCGAAAGAAAUAAGGACACCCAGGGCUGACGGAAGAAUAGCCAUUAUAUUGUUAGGGACGCAAUGUCAAAUUCGCUGCAGCCAUUUUGAGUGCCGAAAUCGUGGUGGAAAAGUUGAUGCGUUAAAAAAAGCUGUUGAAGCAAGAGGUUGAAGAUGGCGAUAACAAACUUAUCUGAAGAUGGGAAGCAGAUAUCAUUGGACCGACUGCAAUGCUCGGUCGAUUUGACCAGUGAUAUACAGUAUCAUUUGACGGUUGUUUUAGUGUUAAAUAUCGUUAUGUCAAUUACUGCAUUUCUUGGGAAUACUCUGAUCCUAGUUGCUCUACACAAGGAGUCUUCCCUUCAUCCGCCGACCAAGCUCCUGUUUCGUUCUCUGGCAACAACUGAUCUCUGUGUUGGUGUUAUUGCACAGCCAGUAGCUGUUUUGCAGUGGAUGUCUGUGGUGAACGAGAGUUGGAAUAUCUGUCGCUUCGCAAUAAAUGUACAUUUCGUCAUAGGUUACACCCUGGUCUCUGUGUCCUUGUUGACGCUGACAGCAAUAAGCGUAGACAGACUUCUCGCCCUGUUGUUGAGGCUGAGAUAUAGACAAGUUGUGACUUUGAAGCGAACAUUCUAUAUUGCACUUUCCUUUUGGAUAGUGUCCACGAUCGCUACAACUAUGCACUUUUGGAGUUCCUUGCUUACCCUGUGGUAUGGCCAUGUAGGUCUAUUACUUUGCCUUGCAACCUCGAUCUUCUCUUACACAAAGAUUUUCCUCACACUCCGCAAUCAACAAACUCAAGUGCAAGGUCAUGGCCAACGAACGAUCCACGGAAUUCCACUGAACAUAGCACGAUACAGAAGAGCAGUCUCCACCGUAUUGUGGUUGCAGCUGGCAUUUGUUGUCUGUUUCUUACCCAACGGUAUAGUGUGGGCUUUGCUGAGCCAAAAGAAAAUAUCUCCAUUUGUACUUCUUGUUAGGAAAUACACAAUCACAUUAGUCUACUUAAACUCGUCAUUAAACCCGAUUCUUUACUACUGGAGAAUAAGGGAAAUAAGGCAAGCUUUAAAGGACACUAUCAAACAACUUUUGCAUUUAUAGUUUUGUGGAGUUCAUAUUUAAAACGCAGUGUAUAAUCUAUAGCACAGCACGUUUUUAUGGUUGUUACAAUUUGCCAAUAAUGACAAUAUCACACUAACAUACGAGAAACAAAAUGCACUAAUUUUCUUCCUACUCGUUCUUCUUCGUUCCUCUUCAACUCGUUCUUAUUCCUUGUUUUAUGGACAAAUGUUCAUCCUACAGGGAUUUGCUAAAAACUCUAAAUAAACCGACAUAAGCUGAGCACAACGGUCCCAGCCCCACCUACUUGCUUGACUUAAUACAACUUGGGAAUUGGUCUUAUAACUUGAGAGACAAUAACAUUCUUAAUCUCCCUAAGGUACACACCACUAAGUACGGCCUUAAAUCAUGGCAACACUUUGGAUCCAAAUUAUGGAACAGCCUCCCGGACUCAACCAGAUCCCCGGCCAGCUACAAAACGUUAAAAUAAUGUGGACAUAAGCUGGCAUAUGUGAACUUAUUUUAUCAAUUUUUUCCCUUUUCGUAUCUUACUUUUGCAUAGUUUCUAUCCGUGCAAUUUAUACACAUUUUUAAUAUUCUUAUACAUUUUUAGGUAUUUUAUAGUAGUUAUAUAAUCUUAGUUAGGUUUUAAUGGUAAUUGAACUGAGUGGAGUGCAAUUUGGUCUGAAAUCAUACGCGCGUGAUUUCAAAAUUGAACGAGCGCGCAGCGUGAUUGCAAGUAUGAUUUCAGACCAAAAUUGCACAACAUAAAGUUCAAUUUUGAUCAGUCGCCACUUUAUCAAAUCCAUUUUUAAUCGCCUUGGUCAGUACCAGUAUUUUAUUGAUCCAGUAGCCGGAUUGUUGAAAGCAGUGCCUGAAACGCUUUUACAUCUCAUUUUGUAUGCAAAACAGAAAUAGAUGCAAUUUAGGGCACAAAAAUGAAGUGAGAUGCGUAAAUAAAUUGCUCUGGCUUUCCUGUAAUUUAAUUUCUAGCCUUGCGGAAAUAAGAUCGGUUGGUUGUUUUAAGUGUUCCAUUCUCAAUGGCCAGGAAAAAGAUGCGAUUUAGAGAACAAAAAUAGUGCGAUUCGAGAAUAAAUUACACUGCUCACAGCCAAUCAGAUUGCAAGGAUCACCAGUGACUUCAAAAUGUAUGUAACAAAGUUUGAUAUUUAUUCCCAAAUGUAAAUUUUUACUUUGUUAUAUUGUUUUCUUGGCGCACCUGUAAACUAGCUGGUGCGUCCUGUAGACUCUGCUUACUAAGUCUAUGGGACGCGCCGUUACAUAGCUAAGUGUGUUGUGCAAGUAAAAUAAACUUUGUCUAUCUCGUUCUCUUCUUUCGCUAUCUCCUCCUGCUUCUCGUCCUAUUAUUCUUCUUCGUCUUCAAGACUACGCAGUUACAUUAUGGUUCUUGCUGAGAUUAUAGGAUUCCUGGUAAUAUCCACGCCUUUUGUAGACUGUUGGAGAGAAACUUCAGACCUUUCAUAUCAGUGAACUUCGAAAAGGAGAAACUCAAAAUUUCACAAGUUCACCGACUUUGCUUGUCUAUCUUUAUUUCCUGACUUGUGGCCAACUUGACACUGCCUCAGCAACAGGUUUUUUUUCUGGCUGCGGCCAUGGCAAUGUUGUUUUCGGGAAUUUAAAUAACCUUUAUUCCUGGAUGUUAACAGAAACAUUCUCCUUACUGGGACCCAUAGACCUCCUAAUAAAGCACAUAUAAAUGUACAUGUACAUGUAAUAAUAAAAUUAUCAAAGUGCGAGUAUUUGAUGAUAUUUAGUUCUUGAAGCCCUGAUGUCAAUAUACAAGUGUCUAUUCUUGGCCUGAAACCAUACAUUCCUUGUUGUACUUGUAAGAGAGUUUCAUGUCUCUCAGAUUGUCUACUUUAAAUUCAUUUGAUACAUUUCCAAAACAGUUCAAACAAAAGCAAACUUUAGUGAGGAGUAAAGCAGUAUUUCAUAAACAUAGAUUGAAAUGCUGCGUAUUGCUUGCCUUUCAUACAUGAAGCAAAAUUAAAUGCACAUAAUAAAAUCCAAGUAACUUGUACUGCUGACUGAUUAUUAAACAAUAUCCUCCUCUCAGACACUCGAUAUUUAGAACUCUACAAAAGAGGGUAUACCUUGUGAAUCUCUCUAAAAUGAGUGUACUUGGCAUCUCUGCAACUAUUGAAUAACUGUGUUUAUACAAAUGUUACCAUGCGUUAUUGUGAAAUGAAAUAUACAUUGUGUACAUUUUAGAGUUUAAAAAUACAUAUUUAGCAAAAUUAACAAAAGAGUUGUGCAACACGUUGAACAUUAAACUGAAGUCUGCCUGUAGUUUGACGUGUCCAAAACUUGUUUUCCACACAUUGCACAG
Orbicella faveolata is the source of this 4557-nucleotide messenger RNA. Its product is annotated as QRFP-like peptide receptor. Gene Ontology annotation, biological process: G protein-coupled receptor signaling pathway. The record is from RefSeq and is a predicted model, not a curated record. NCBI's taxonomy places the organism in Eukaryota, Metazoa, Cnidaria, Anthozoa, Scleractinia, Merulinidae. Gene Ontology annotation, cellular component: membrane. Gene Ontology annotation, molecular function: G protein-coupled receptor activity.